Nothoprocta perdicaria is the source of this 1659-nucleotide messenger RNA. Its product is annotated as digestive cysteine proteinase 1-like. Gene Ontology annotation, cellular component: lysosome. The record is from RefSeq and is a predicted model, not a curated record. Lineage: Eukaryota; Metazoa; Chordata; Aves; Tinamiformes; Tinamidae. Gene Ontology annotation, molecular function: cysteine-type endopeptidase activity. Gene Ontology annotation, biological process: immune response. Bases 10 to 1659 code for a protein of 549 amino acids. The transcript has 11 exons.
GCUGCUGUGAUGAGCAUGGGCGUCCUCAGCUGGCUGGCAGCCUGUGUGCUGUGCGCGGCCGUCCGCGGAGAGAACUGCGAGCCCUCCCGCUCGACCCCUCAGUUUGGCUCCAUCUACCAUGUCAAAGGAGUCAUCAACCUGCCCUACGCCGAGAUCGAGGAGCCCUUCGAGGCCUGGUACAACCUGACGGGAAACAAGAGCCGCAUCCAGUACUAUGGGGGGCAGGUCAUCACCUACCAGCUGGGCUCCGUGAAGCCCUAUGGGAUGCGCUACAAGAUCACGCCGGAGACCACGGAGAAGGAGGUGAACACGAGGAGGUGCUUCCAGCUGCCCGGCUCCGAGGAGGACGUGGUCGAGGCUCAGAGCGUCCUGCCCAGCCUGGCCGGCUUCAAGUUCGUGCGGGAGGAGUAUCACCGGGGCCGCUACUGCGCCGUGUGGCAGAACGUGACGCGCUGGGCACAGAAGAAGAACGUGUACACGCUGUGGGUGACCAACGCGAGCUGCGGCGUGGCGCCCGUGCACUACGAGAUGCGCGGCUACAACAGCCUGCUGGGCUCCCACUACGACAAGUACGAGAUCUCCUACGGGCACUUCGACAACAGCUUCCCCGCCUCCGUUUUCGACCUCCCCGUGAAUGAGACGAAGCGCUGUGGGGAUCUCCCGGGCAGCGCGGUGGAGCACCGCGUCCUGGCGAACCCCAUGGAGGACCUGGUGGGGCGGCAGCCGCCCUGGGCCCACCGCGUCUUCCACCACUACCGGCAGCGCCUGGGCUGGCGCUACGGCUCGGCGCGCGAGCUGCAGCACCGCGAGCGCGUCUUCGUGCACAACAUGAGGUUCGUGCACUCCCGGAACCGCGCGGCGCUCUCCUACACGCUGGCGCUCAACCACCUGGCCGACCGCACGGGCGCGGAGCUGGCGCUGCUGCGGGGCCGGCGCCGGGGCCGCGUGCCCAACGGCGGGGAGCCCUUCCCGGCCGCGCGCUACGCCGGCCUCAUCCUGCCCGAGAGCCUCGACUGGCGCAUGUACGGCGCUGUGACACCCGUGAAGGACCAGGCCGUGUGCGGGUCCUGCUGGAGCUUCGCCACCACGGGUGCCAUGGAGGGUGCCCUCUUCCUCAAGACCGGCGUGCUGACCCCGCUGUCCCAGCAAGUGCUCAUCGACUGCUCCUGGGGCUUCGGCAACUUCGCGUGCGACGGCGGCGAGGAGUGGCGCGCCUACGAGUGGAUCAAGAAGCACGGCGGCAUCGCCAGCACCGAGUCCUACGGCAGCUACAAGGGGCAGAACGGCCUGUGCCACUACAACCAGUCUGAGCUGCUGGGCAAGAUCACGGGCUACGUGAACGUCACCUCGGGCAACGUGACGGCCGUCAAGACGGCGCUCUACAAGCACGGGCCCGUGGCCGUCAGCAUCGACGCCUCGCACAAGUCCUUCUCCUUCUACUCCAACGGCGUCUACUACGAGCCCAAGUGCGCGAACACGACGGGCGCGCUGGACCACGCCGUGCUGGCCGUGGGCUACGGGGUGCUCCAGGGAGAGACCUACUGGCUCGUCAAGAACUCCUGGUCCACAUACUGGGGCAACGACGGCUACAUCCUCAUGGCCAUGAGGGACAACAACUGCGGCGUGGCCACCGAGGCCACCUACCCCGUCCUGGCCUGA